UAGAAAAGCAAUGCAGAACAGUAUACGAAGGUGGAAGUGAUAAGUAACGUGAGAUAUGGAUUGGCGGAUAGGGUUUUGAUUUUGAACACAAGAAGAAGAAGAAGAAGAAGAAACUGAAAGUAGCUAUUACAAUCUCUGAAACUGAAAAAUUGAAUGAUUAAAGAAUCACAAUGGUGCGUGGAAGCGCUGUCAUGGCGAGACUCACUCCCAUUUUCUCCAUACUCACGCAUUCUCAUUUCCGUCGUCAAUUUCUCUUUUUCUCCAAUCCUUAUUACUAUUCAUACCCCCUCAAACAAACAUUUCACCCUUCCACCAUCAACACUUUAGCUCAAACACCCAAUCAUAAUUCCUCAUCCAACCCAACCACUGACAUCACUAUCAAACUUUCAACCAAAGCAAGAAGAAAAGCUGCUCAAGAAUCACCCCAAGGAAUUUUACAAAGGAGCCUUAAUAAUUGUUCUCAUACUGGUGAUCUUCUUCAAGCACUUCAUCUCUACGACGAGGCUCGUAAAUCAUCUGUUCCUCUCAAUCUUGAACAUUACAAUAAAUUAUUAUACCUUUGUUCUGUUCAAAAGGGUCAUAACGAUGAUACUGCAAGUGUUUCACAUUUGGGUCUUCAAAGAGGGUUUGAGAUUUUUGAACAGAUGUUGAUUGACCAAGUUCAACCCAAUGAAGCUACUUUUACUAAUGCUGCUAGGCUUGCUGCUGCUAAGGAAGAUCCUGAAAUGGCUUUUCAGUUGUUGAAACAAAUGAAGUGUGCUGGAAUUGCACCUAAGUUGAGAUCUUAUGGUCCUGCUCUUUAUGGAUUUUGUAAGAGAGGGGAUGCUGCCAAAGCUUAUGAAGUCGACGCUGAUAUGAUUGAAUCCGGUCUUAUGGCUGAGGAGCCUGAGCUUUCUGCUCUUUUGGAAGUUAGUAUUGGUUCCAAGAAUGCAGAUAAGGUGUAUGAGAUAUUGCAUCGCUUGCGUGCUGUGGUUAGACAGGUGUCUCAGUCGACUUUGGAGAUAAUUGAGGGUUGGUUUCACUCUGACUAUGCCAAGAAGAUUGGGAAGAGGAAUUGGGAUGCUGAGAAAAUAAAAGAAGGGAUUUUGCUGGGAGGUGGAGGAUGGCAUGGACAGGGGUGGCUUGGAAGUGGGAAAUGGAAGGUUGUAAAGACUCAUGUGGACGAGGAUGGAAUGUGUCUUUCGUGUGGUGAGAAGCUUGUGAGCAUUGAUAUCGAUCCGAAAGAGACCGAAAUGUUUGCUGCCUCGCUGUCUAAAUUGGCUUGUCAAAAAGAAGUUAAGGCAAACUUUAAUCAUUUUCAGAAGUGGCUUGAGAAACAUGGCCCGUUUGAUGCAGUUGUAGAUGGUGCAAAUGUUGGACUUGCAAACACUCGCGAUUUUAGCUUUACACAGCUUAAUUAUGUUGUUCAACAAUUGCGUCAAAUGAGCCCUUCAAAGAGAUUGCCACUUAUAAUUUUGCAUGUAAAUCGAGUAACUGGUGGUCCUGCUCAGAAUCCAAAAAACAAGAGACUUAUAGAAAAUUGGAAAAAAAAUGGUGUUCUUUAUGCUACUCCCCAUGGUUCAAAUGAUGACUGGUACUGGUUAUAUGCCGCAGUUAAUUGUAAAAGCUUACUUUUGACAAACGAUGAGAUGAGGGACCACUUGUUCCAACUACUGGGUUCUAGCUUUUUCCCGAGAUGGAAGGAAAAGCACCAGGUUCGAGUAUCAACCUCAAUUCAUGGAGUUUCCCUAGUUCUACCUCCUCGUUAUUCACUAGUUAUUCAGGAAUCAGCCAAUGGUAGUUGGCAUGUGCCAACAGUAGCUAGUGAUGAUCCUGAGAUCCCAAGGAAAUGGUUAUGUGUCACUAGAUCCAGAAAAAACUCAUUACAUAAUCUAUGGACAUCAACCUCGACAUCUGGUGGCAGUUAAGGAGGAAGAGGGAGUGUUUUGAUCUUUUUGGUGUGUUUGCAGUAGUCAUUCAAGUUUUCUCUCACCUGGAAUUGCAGUUGCAUGCGGCUGUGAUAAUUGCAAGGCGUAAAACAGGCAAGUUUAAGCAGUAUUAAGCGAGGAGUGGGUAUCUGAAAUCAAUUUGUCCCAUAUAUAUUUUGCCCAAGAAUCUCAGAUAAAGUAGCAUUAAGUUUAUAUUGGAGUGACUGAUUUGCUACCACUUCAGUCUUCCUUUAACCAUUGUUGUUAAUUUAGAAAAAAAAAGGGUAACAGCAUUGUUGUGCUAAUACUAUGUACAAUGAAUAUCCUACAAAUAUGCAGUUAAUUGAGUGUUAGGGAUGAUUAUUAUUAGGACGCUGAGUUCACAAAAUAAAUGUAUACAACUUUUUGACCCAUUUAAAUUAUUAAUUUAUUCUAUUCACGGA
Molecule: messenger RNA, 2350 nt
Organism: Cicer arietinum (chickpea)
Lineage: Eukaryota; Viridiplantae; Streptophyta; Magnoliopsida; Fabales; Fabaceae
Product: proteinaceous RNase P 1, chloroplastic/mitochondrial
Biological process (GO): tRNA 5'-leader removal
Molecular function (GO): ribonuclease P activity; protein binding
Source: RefSeq, a predicted model, not a curated record